GCCCAUAGGACACCAAGCUUCGGGUACUGGGCUCGGCGCGCCGGUGAUUUCCGACUGGGAGGGCAGAGCUCCAAGGAGCGUGAGCGUCGGGACGCCUGACGCCGGCACGCACCCUUCACAGCGCCUCCUACUCGCCGGACUGGAUCGAAAGCUUGAUUGGCGACUGAGGUGGCCUCGGGCACCGUCUAAUCGCGGGACGCUGCCUCUGUGGAACGGGGGUGGCCCUCGCGGGCGGCCAGUCCCGAAGCACGCGGCACACCUUCCCAGUGCUUCAUUCGUCUGCGGAUGCCACAGGCCAGGGAGGUGGUGUCACCGCGCGACGGCCUGGCGAGAUUGUGACUUCAGGCGCGUAUGAGCGCCGAUUGGCCGGGCGAUGUGGCGCGGACUGGCGCUUGGGAGGGCGAUUGGCUGCGUGGCCCGGGGGUGGGGCCAGUGGGCGGUGCGCGCCACGGACAGCGCUCAAAGUCUGCGCGCUCGGGGGCCGGUGGUUGUCCGGGUCCGGAGGACGCUCAGUAUUAGUGUUCUAGGACAGAUCAGACAUUUUGUAAUGAUGCCUGAAAUAAACACUGACCACCUCGAUGAGCAACAGGUUCAACUCCUGGCAGAGAUGUGUAUCCUUAUUGAUGAAAAUGACAAUAAAAUUGGGGCUGAGACCAAGAAGAAUUGUCACCUGAAUGAGAACAUUGACAAAGGAUUAUUGCAUCGAGCUUUUAGUGUCUUCUUAUUCAACACUGAAAAUAAGCUUCUGCUACAGCAAAGAUCAGAUGCUAAGAUUACCUUCCCAGGUUGUUUUACUAAUACUUGUUGUAGUCAUCCAUUAAGUAAUCCAGGCGAGCUUGAGGAAAAUGACGCCCUUGGAGUGAAGCGAGCAGCGCAGAGGCGGCUGAAAGCUGAGCUAGGAAUUCCCUUGGAACAGGUUCCUCCAGAAGAAAUUAAUUAUUUAACACGAAUUUACUACAAAGCUCAGUCGGAUGGUAUCUGGGGUGAACAUGAAAUUGAUUACAUUUUGUUUGUGAAAAAGAAUGUAACUUUGAAUCCUGAUCCCAAUGAGAUUAAAAGCUAUUGUUAUGUGUCAAAGGAAGAACUAAAAGAACUUCUGAAAAAAGCAGCCAGUGGUGAAAUUAAGAUAACGCCAUGGUUUCAAAUUAUUGCAGAGACUUUUCUCUUUAAAUGGUGGGAUAACUUAAAUCAUUUGAAUCAGUUUGUUGACCAUGAGAAAAUACACAGAAUGUGAAUAUGUAGGUGAGUGAUUACUGAAAAAUUUCUCUAUUUAACAAACUUAGAAUGACUUUUUCAGUUUAAAUUUAGUUCACUAUCAUCAGUGUGAUAUAUACACUGACACUUUAUAACUUGUGUAGAAAAAACUAACACUUUUGUUUCACACACCCUGGAUAUGUGUUCUGUUUCUAAAUGACAUUUGUGAGAGAUUAUUGUAAAAUGAGAGAGAUCAAAUAGAAAUUUAAUCCGUGCAGACACAUGCUUAUGGCAAAUUUGAACAAAUGAGUGAAGCCCUGUGUUUUUAGUAAGCUGUGAUAAACAUUUCUGGAGCACUUGCUAUUUGUCAGAUACUUUGUGCCGCUAAAUUUUUAUCAUAGUUCAGAAAAAUGUGCAAAAGAAACUAUUGCUUAGCUCCUUCAAAACAGUCCUAAUUUAAAAAACAGUCCUAAUUAACUUUCAUAUUAACAGAUCAAACUAGCAGGGCAGGUUCAAGGGAAAUUAAAUAAUGUGGACCCUAAUUUGUAUCAUUCUGAGUUGAUUGUGUGGUUUAUUCAUUCUGGAAAUAUGUUGAUACUUAAAGUCAGCCAUGGCUUUUGGUAAGUGAUAUUGAUUACAUUAAAUCUUCUUUUAUUUUAUUUUAUUUUUUUUAUUGCAUUUUAGGUUUGGGGGUACAUGUGAAGAACAUGCAAGCUAGUUGCAUAGGUACACACGUGGCAGUGUCAUUUGCUGCCUUCCUCCCCUUUCACCUGUAUCUGGCAUUUCUCCCCCUGCUAUCUCUCCUCAGCUCCCCAACUCGCCACCCACUGCUGUCCCUCCCCUAUAAAUUUUCUUUUAAAUAGUAUUUGCCAGUUAGCAAAGUCUGUAUUCUCAGAAUUACAGUGGGCACAGAGGUAUUCAUAAAAUGGGAAUUGAGUUGCACUCAACAAAAAUUGUUUAACCAUGACCUGUUGACAUUUGGGCUGGAUAAAAUCCUUGUGGUAGGGGUCCGUCCUGUGCAUUAUAGGACGGUGAGUAGCAUCCCUGGACAGCACAGCAGAUGCUGUUGGCAUCCCUCUCUGAUGACACCCAGAAUUAUACCAAAUGUUGCCAGAUGCUCCUGGGGGCCAGAGUCAACGCCCAACUGAGAACCACUGUCCUACAGAGUCAGGCGAUACUGUAGAGAGAAACAACAAUGACAAAAGUCAGUGUUCAUGUUAAAUAGAUUUAGAUUAUAGAAUGUGUAUAUUAAUGUUAAAAACUGUACCUUGAUCAAUGUACUUUUAUAAACUUGCCAUAGAUAUCAAAUUUGAAAUCUCAAGAUAGCUUUAUUAUUCUUAAAUGCUGUAUAAUAAAGAAAAAAUGAAAAUUUAUUUCUUACAAAAUUAAAUGUUUGUUAAAUUUAAUAGAAUUAUUCGUUUAUGGUUAACUUUGGACAAUUUAUAAUUUCAGAUAAGACUGUAGCACCUAUUUUAUUGAAAAGUAAAAAAAUUGCAUUUUAA
Molecule: messenger RNA, 2696 nt
Organism: Callithrix jacchus (white-tufted-ear marmoset)
Lineage: Eukaryota; Metazoa; Chordata; Mammalia; Primates; Cebidae
Gene: IDI1
Product: isopentenyl-diphosphate delta isomerase 1
Biological process (GO): isoprenoid biosynthetic process; isopentenyl diphosphate biosynthetic process
Cellular component (GO): cytoplasm
Molecular function (GO): isopentenyl-diphosphate delta-isomerase activity
Source: RefSeq, a predicted model, not a curated record